Oryza brachyantha (malo sina) is the source of this 1403-nucleotide messenger RNA. Its product is annotated as NDR1/HIN1-like protein 13. Gene Ontology annotation, cellular component: plasma membrane. Lineage: Eukaryota; Viridiplantae; Streptophyta; Magnoliopsida; Poales; Poaceae. The transcript has a single exon. The record is from RefSeq and is a predicted model, not a curated record. The coding region runs from base 105 to 968 and encodes 287 amino acids.
CUCUCUCUCUCUCUCACUCGACGAGAAGACCUCCUCCUCGCUCGCUUCCGCCGCCGCCGCCACCUCCGCUUCCUCGCCGCGCGUUCCCGGCCACGGCGGCGCCAAUGGCCGACCGCGUGUACCCAGCCGCGAAGCCCAACCCGCCGCCGGCAAUGGCCAACGGGGGAGGAGGUGGUGCGACGGGGUCGUUCCCGGCGCCCAAGCCGCAGAUGUACCAGCGGCCCAUCUACCGGCCGCAGGCGCCGGCGAAGCGGCGGCGCGGGCGGUCGUGCCGGUGCAGCUUCUGCUGCUGCUUCUGCUGGGCGCUGCUGGUCGUCAUCCUGCUCGCGCUCGUCGCCGCCGUCGCGGGGGGCGCGUUCUACCUGAUCUACCGCCCGCACCGCCCCAGCUUCACCGUGUCGUCGGUCAAGCUCGCCGCGCUCAACCUCUCGUCGUCGGCCACCGCGCCGGUGCUCACCGACUCCAUCCAGCUCACCGUCACGGCCAGGAACCCCAACAAGAAGGUCGUCUACGUCUACGACGACUUCUCCUUCUCGGCGGCCACCGCCGCCAACGCCGUCCCGCUCGGCGACGCCAUCGCGCCGGGGUUCACCCACGAGGCCGGCAACACCACCGUCUUCACCGCCACCAUCGCCGCCAACGCCCUCUCCGUCGACCCCACCGCCGCCGGCUCCGACAUCAAGAAGUCGGGCACCUUCUCCGUCGCCAUCGACGCCGAGACGCGCGCCGGCGUCAAGGUUGGCAGCCUCAGGACCAAGAAGAUCGGCAUCCAGGUGCACUGCGAGGGCAUCAAGGUGACGCCGCCCCCGCCGCCGCCGAAGCCGGUGAAGGGCAAGAACGGCACAGCGCUGGACGCGGCGCCCUCGCCGGCGACGUCCGACACGACGGCGGCGACCGCGACGGUGAGCACCGCGGCGCACUCGUGCAAGGUCAGAGUCCGUGUCAAGAUCUGGAAGUGGACCUUUUAGCUACAAAAAUACACGAAAGUUUAGGGGCUCCGGUGCAAAAUUUUCAGAAAAGGAUUUUCACUUUAUAUUAUUAUUAUUAAUUAUAUUUGGACUAGAAGAAACGAAAACCAUGCGUCGGUGGGUGUAAAUUCUCUCAAACAUUUGUUUAUUUUUUUCUGUCUUUUUCCCUUUUCACUUCUAAAUUAUCCCAAACUCUUUUUCCUCCUCCUUGUAGCGAUGUACUGUAUAAUUUUGUGAUUUAUUUAUAUGUAAAAUUACAAUUCCAAUUUUAUUUCUAAGUUUGUACUACUACUACAUACAUACCUACCAGCCAGCUGUUGCUACUACAAGUUGCUUAAUUUGGUAGUGUGUGCAAGUGAGUGUCGGUAAGGGUUAAUCUAAUCAUGGAGUUAUUUGAUCUUGUUUAAUACUAAUAUCACCCCAUAAUUAUGACUC